Messenger RNA from Dracunculus medinensis (Guinea worm), 669 nucleotides. NCBI's taxonomy places the organism in Eukaryota, Metazoa, Nematoda, Chromadorea, Rhabditida, Dracunculidae. The record is from the annotation of a GenBank genome assembly.
AUGGAAGAAAGAAUCGAAGAUUUAACCAACAGAGCAAAUAUUCUUUCGAAUGCUAACAAAACUAUGGAGGAACAAAUGAAGAAUCUUAAAGAAGAAGAAAAUCUUUUGAAAGAUAAAAUGACAAGUUUGGACUCAGCAAUAAAGCAGAUGGAAGUGGAUAUGGCUGCACAGCAAAUCGACUUGGAGAGGAAGAAAAAAGCCGAAAUUAAAGAUUUACAAGCCGAAUUCAAAAAAUUAUUUCAACGACGAAAAGCCCAAGAAUCAAUACGGAAACAAGUGACAAAUUCAAUCGAAAAUAACGAAACAGCACUUAAGCAGUAUAAAAACAAAUAUAUUAGGCUAACGGAAUUAGAAAAGUCACCGAAUGCUGGAAACAAAAAGGAAAUGGUAAAUUUGGAUGAAAAAUUGCGAACCUGGAAGGAAAAAGUAAGCGAAUCUAAAGCUGAACUUCAAUCUCUGCAAGCAAUUCUCAAUACGGCCUAUACAAAAAAUUUUAUAUUCAAAAAUGAUUUAAAAACGCUAAAAUCUCAUGAUAUCGAAACGGCGGAAUUGACGCGAAUGAAAGAAAAAGAAAAAGAACUGGAAAAAAAUUUGAAUAAAAUCAAAAAAAAACUCACAUCACUUGAAUUUCAAAAAAAAGGGGAUAUUAUUUUUGAUGAUAAAGAGUAG